Molecule: messenger RNA, 423 nt
Organism: Amyelois transitella
Lineage: Eukaryota; Metazoa; Arthropoda; Insecta; Lepidoptera; Pyralidae
Product: THAP domain-containing protein 2-like
Exons: 2
Coding region: 155-394 (79 amino acids)
Molecular function (GO): sequence-specific DNA binding
Source: RefSeq, a predicted model, not a curated record
UAUCAGCAAUCGUUUCCUGUACUCCAUAGGAUGCACACGAACUUCGCAGUUUAUUAUACAUGUAUACAUUCCCAACUUAAACAAAGAAACAGUACCGAAUAAUAAUUAUAUAAGCAACAGACACAAAUAAAUCCGAAAAUAAAACAAAAAAAAAAUGGUAAAAUGUGCGGUGAAAAGUUGCAAGUUCCGGGCAGAGAAAGAUGAAAAACUAACGGGGGUUUCUUUUCACAAGGUACCCAAAGACCAGAAGCGCAGAGAGGAAUGGAUAAAGAUCAUAAGGUUGCUGCGGCAGGAGGCCGACUGGCUACCAUCAGCAGCCACCGUUGUCUGCUCCAAACACGUCCAGGAGGUCGUCAAAGAGAAAGAGGAACCAACAAUUUGUAAUGCGGUGUAAUCACUUUCCAAAUAUAUUUUUGCCAUUAA